This is a messenger RNA of Moneuplotes crassus, 693 nucleotides long. NCBI's taxonomy places the organism in Eukaryota, Ciliophora, Spirotrichea, Euplotida, Euplotidae. The record is from the annotation of a GenBank genome assembly.
AUGAAGAGCUUUGUAGCCUUUGCUUGUAUUCUCGGACUCGCUUUCUGCGCAGUCGCUGUUGAUCUCGAUGCCGAUGGUGUCGCUGAUGUUAUUGUGCCAAAUGCCGCUGUCACUACUUUCGUUGAGCCAGCCAUCACUGUUGCCGAACCAUGGGCAGUCAGAGAAGGAUGGAGAGGUGCUUACGACUGGAACAGAGAUGGCAUCAUUGAUUGGAGAGACGACUUCGUCGUUGGUGGUGUUAAACCAUGGGAAGGAGAAUGGAUCAGAGCUGACUGGAACAGAGAUGGUGUCAUCGACUGGCAAGAUGGAUGGAGAAGAUUUGGAAACGAAUGGGCCACCGGUUCUUGGGAUCCUACAUGGAGAGGAGAAGGAUGGAGACCAGAAACUGUCUCAGUUAGAGAAGUCCCAGCUGGAGUCUACCAAGACACUGAAUGGAGAACUGUUGAAGGACCAUGGGACACCUACGGAUGGGGAGGUGCCUUGAUUGGUGACUGGAACAGAGAUGGAAUCAUUGAUUUCAGAGAUAAUUUCGCAUGGAGAAAUGGAUUCGGAGGAGCAAUUGUCGAAGCCCCAGUUGCUGCACCAAGAGUUGUCGAAGCUCCUUUUGUCGGAGGCUCUAGAUUUGUAGAAGCUCCAUUUGCAGGACCAAGAGUUGUUGAAGCUCCUUUUGUCGGAGGUACAAGAGUAUUCUAA